Halichondria panicea is the source of this 1344-nucleotide messenger RNA. Its product is annotated as TNF receptor-associated factor 4-like. Gene Ontology annotation, biological process: tumor necrosis factor-mediated signaling pathway; protein K63-linked ubiquitination; regulation of apoptotic process. Bases 38 to 1081 code for a protein of 347 amino acids. Lineage: Eukaryota; Metazoa; Porifera; Demospongiae; Suberitida; Halichondriidae. The transcript has a single exon. The record is from RefSeq and is a predicted model, not a curated record. Gene Ontology annotation, molecular function: zinc ion binding; protein binding.
GCACACACGCACAGGUGAUCAAGAAGUCAAGUCUCUAAUGGUGUACUGCAGCACUGCUUGCAGUUGGAAAGGAGAGCUGAGAUCACUCGAUAAUCACAAGCAAAAAGACUGUGAGAACACAGUAGUCUUUUGCGAAAACAAUUGUGGUGAAAUAAAUAUGAUUCGAAAGAAUCUCAAGGCCCACCUCGAGUCCAAGUGUCCUAAUCGACUACACAAAUGCCCUGACUGUGGUGCAAACAACCAGUACAAAAACCACCAACUUCAUACCAAAUUACAUUGCCCCAAGCGAUUGCAUUCUUGUGUUCAUUGUGGUGAAAACGGCUGCUUUGAUGAGCGUACUUCUACACAUUUGGAGGUUUGUCCCAAGAUGAAAAUUGCGUGUAAAAAGUGCACACAACGUAUCCUGCGCUGCCAGCUGCCAACUCAUCCAAAAGAAUGCACGUUUGAACCAGUGCCCUGUAAAUAUGCUGCAGUCGGGUGCAAAGUUUGGCCUCUACGCAAAGACGUCAAGAAGCACGAGGAAAAUUACCAACUUCACCUCCAAGUUACCAUAGAAACAGUGCUCGAGCUUAAGAAAAUGCUUCCCAAACCAGUUGUCCCAGUUACAUACCGAGUUACAGAUUUUGACAAACACAAAAAGGCCAAUCGUAUAGUCCACAGUCCUCCGUUCUACAUUUCCACAACUGGGUACAAAAUGUGCUUAAGAAUAGAUGCCAACGGUAAUGAUACUGGUGAAGGCACACAUGUCUCUGUGUUCACAUGUCUUUUGGCAGGAGAAUAUGAUGACUACCUGGCCUGGCCGUUCGUUGGGAUGGUUACGAUCAAGCUUCUAAAUCAGCUAGAGAAUCAGAGCCAUUAUCUAAAAACGUACAAAAUACCAGCAGACAAUGAAGCCAGUCAGAGAGUGGUGGAUGGUAAGAGAGGACCGGGAUAUGGCCACCUUAAGUUCACUUCCCAUGCUGACCUCGCUCACAAGCCUCGUGAAAACAUUCAGUACCUCAAAGACGACACUCUAAUAUUCCGAGUAUCUGCAGAAGCUCCUGACUACAAGCCGUGGCUGGAGUGUACCGACUGUGUGUAGUAACUUUAUUACAUAGGACAGCUAAAGUUUGAACUAAUGAUAUUGCCUAUAGUAUAGUAUAUAGUUGACCAACGUGUACAAUAUAUCAUGUCAAAACCAGUACUGUCAUACAUUAUGGGCUAUAACAUGUCCUACCUCCUCUGGACAAUCACUACCUAGCCUGUAUACAAACAAUGACAUGCUAUUGUUCAACUAACAAAGAAUGCACAACUGAAGUGGUAGACAUGCACAUGAACAAGCGGUCAAUAUUAUGUCCCAGUAUU